Carya illinoinensis is the source of this 618-nucleotide messenger RNA. RefSeq names its product allene oxide cyclase 4, chloroplastic-like. Gene Ontology annotation, biological process: jasmonic acid biosynthetic process. Bases 1 to 618 code for a protein of 205 amino acids. The transcript is spliced from 3 exons. The record is from RefSeq and is a predicted model, not a curated record. Lineage: Eukaryota; Viridiplantae; Streptophyta; Magnoliopsida; Fagales; Juglandaceae. Gene Ontology annotation, molecular function: allene-oxide cyclase activity.
AUGGUUCUUAUGGUGACCGUUUUGCUUUUUAUGUCUGCUUUUGCAGCCAAAGUUCAAGAACUGCACGUGUACAAGAUCAUCGACCUUGAUCGUGGAAGCCCUGCCGUCCUCCGACUGAGCCAAAAGCCCGUCAAUUCCCUUGGCGAUCUAUUCCCUUCACCAACAAAACUUAUGACGGGAGACCUAAAAAAACAAUUGGGAAUCACACAGGGACUGUGUGGUUUGAUAAAAAACAAACCGGAGAAGAAAGGUGAUCGGUUCGAGGCGACAUAUAGCUUUAACUUCGGAGACUACGAUCACAUGGCGGUGCAGGGGCUGUAUUUGACCUACGAGGACACGUACCUCUCCGUGGUGGGCGGCUCUGGGAUCUUCGAGGGGGUGUACGGCCAGGUGAAGUUGGAGCAAAUUGUGUAUCCCUUCAAAAUCUUCUACACAUUUUACUUGAGGGGGAUCAAGGAUUUGCCCGUCAAGCUACUCGGGAAGCCUGUGGAGCCCAACCGAACCAUCAACCCCAUUCUUUACUAUGCUUCUCACUGGAAACCUAUUUUACGUGUCUUGCUCUCCAAAUAUUUUGCACAACCAAAGCUCGUUUUUAGUGUUGAGAAACAAAAUGCUUGA